UAAUAAUGUUGUCCUUGUUUGACUUCAAAAGACAGUUUCAGCUGUGUUUGUGCUCUGCUAGGAGGCAUCAUGGGGAGAACUGUGGUGCAGCUCACCCUCAUUGGGCUGCAGCUGGCUUUGGCUUCCACACUGCCAAACAAGGAUGACUGGGACAUCUACAGCUUUCACAUCAACUCCACAGUGACCAGUCGUUAUGCCACCACUGUCAUCACAAGCCGUGUGGUCAAUCGUAUGGACGAGUCAAAGGAAAUUGAAUUCCAUGUUCGGAUUCCCAAGAAUGCCUUCAUCAGUAAAUUUCGAAUGUUUAUCGAUGGCCAAGUUUAUGAUGGUGUUGUGAAAGCUAAGGAGCAAGCUCAGCAGCAGUACACUGAAGCUGUGUCACGUGGUGAAAGUGCUGGACUUGUCAGUUCUGUAGGAAGGACUCUGGAGGAAUUUAAGACCUCUGUAACUGUGGCUGCUCACAAAAAGGUCACUUUUGAACUCACAUAUGAGGAACUGAUGAAACGCACACAUGGCAAGUACGAGCUGCAAAUUCAUGCUCGACCCAUGCAGCCUGUCAAAGACUUCAAGGUGGAUGUGUACAUUCACGAGGAAGCUGGCAUCAAUUUCAUUGAUGUGAAAGGAGGCCUGAGCACCAAAGCCCUCGCUAAUGCCAUCACCAAAACACAUGUUAAUAAACAGGCAUGGGUGUAUUUCUAUCCAACAGUGGAUCAACAGACAAUGUGUGACAACUGUGGAGAGCAGGGUAUGAAUGGAGAUCUGGUUAUUGUUUAUGAUGUCAACAGGAACAAUGAAUUGGGAGACAUCAAGAAAUCUGCUGGUUACUUUGUUCAUCACUUUGCUCCAUCCAAUCUUCCCCGAAUUUCCAAAAAUGUCGUCCUUGUUAUUGACAAAAGUGGCUCAAUGCAAGGCAGAAAAAUAGAGCAGACUAGGAUCGCAUUAAUCCAUAUUUUGAAUGACCUGGCAGAAGAUGACCAUUUUGGUUUGAUCACUUUUGAUGGCAACAUUUUUCCCUGGAAAUUGGAACUUGUUCAGGCCAACAGUAAAAAUGUGGAAAGCGCCAAAAACUUUGCACGCAACAUUCAAGCUGGAGGAAACACAGACAUCAAUCAAGCACUGCUGCAAGGAGCAAAUAUGCUGAACACGCAUGACAGAGAAGGUUCAGCAUCAAUCCUUAUACUCCUCACAGAUGGACAGCCAACCACAGGGGUGACAAAUCUGGAGAAAAUACAGUCAAAUGUAAGACAGGCUGUUGCAGGCAAAUUCCCACUGUACUGUCUGGGUUUUGGUUUUGAUGUUGAUUUUGAGUUCCUUGAGAAAAUGUCGCUGCAAAAUAACGGUGUGGCACGACGGAUUUAUGUAGACUCUGAUGCUGAUUUACAGCUGAAGGGUUUCUAUGAAGAGGUGGCAACUCCUCUGCUGACAGAUGUGACAAUGAUCUAUGUGGGUGGGACCAAUCUAACCCAGACUAACUUCAGUCACUAUUAUAAUGGUUCAGAGAUUGUGGUGGCCGGUGAGAUCACAGAUAAUAACAUUGAAACCUUCACACUUCAAGUUGUGGCCAUUUCGAGUAAUAGAAGGUUAGUAUUUUCUGACCCAAAUGGCAUUGUGGAAUCUGGUGGAAGUGUGUCUGAUGACCUUAUCCAGAGAGUUUGGGCCUACCUCACAGUUAAACAGCUUCUGGACAAAGAGCUCCAGUUAUCUGGACCUGAGAAAGAGCAAGUGAAGAAGGAGGCUUUGAGGCUUUCACUGAAGUACAGCUUUGUGACGCCGCUCACAUCUAUGGUGGUCACAAAGCCUCUGGGAGAGACCAUACAUGUGCUUCAUAAACCUAAGGAAUGUGAAGCACCGCAGAGUAUGAAGCCCCCUGGACGUCAGUCCAUUUCAAGACACGGUGGUACUUCUACUCGUCACAGGAGUGAUAAUGUUGCAACAACUAUAGACCCUGCUGUUGAGAGAGCCUUUGAGAGCUGGUUCUCCUCACUUGAUCCAGGAGAAAUAGUAGAUAUUUAUCAAUUUUUUACUGAAGAUAGAGGAUUUUACUUUGCCAAGCCAUCUCAAUCCCGCAAAAAGCGACCUACUGUAAAAGAAAUUCUCCUUGAUGUAUUCGUAGAACAUUAUUCACUUCAUGGCGAUCCUCUGCAAGCAACUGAUGCUCCUCUUCUCCACAGGUUUUUGUUAAAAGCUGAGAAUCAGACUGUUCCGCUGUGCUUUGAUGUCAGUGGUGCUCUCAGCCUUAAACUUCUUCAUCAUCCCAGCAGGGAGCUGUUUGUGAAUGGUGAGCUUGAUUCAGUUGCAAACAGAGGUUUCAAGAGAAUUUUCAUACACUUCAAAACUAACCAGCAUGUUGAGAUUGACACCAAAGGGGUCACUGUACGAGAUGGACAGACAGAAACACAUCACACUGGACAGGAUCUCGUCACUGCUGGAAGUGUCACAGUGAUUAUGCGCAACAAUGAAAUAGACAUUGCAGCAGGAGACGUGCGCCUGGUUAUUUUAGUUCAUGAGAAGAACAGCAUUAAAUUCCUUUGGCCAGUUUUAAGACAGCAUCCCUCGGCCAACAACACUGAUGGACUUUUAGCUCUAAAGUCAGUGGUUUAUGAGAAGGUACAACAAGUUCCGGCUACAAAACUAAAGAUUAAAAACCAGGAGAUCAAUGUUACCAAUGGCAAUGCCAGUGACUAUAGCAUUGCCUCUCCUCUCAUGAUGAACUGCUGGCUCACAUCUGCUGACUCUGCCUUGCAGAGACCACUGGCCGAUUUCGUUGUUCCACAACUUUAACUGGAAACUGUGAGAACAUAUUUUAUUUGAGAAGAGACUACGGAAAAUACUUGCAACACCUGUUUCCAGCAUGAACAAAUAAAAAUAUCAUGGAUUGUU
Oreochromis aureus is the source of this 2880-nucleotide messenger RNA. RefSeq names its product inter-alpha-trypsin inhibitor heavy chain H3-like. The coding region runs from base 70 to 2781 and encodes 903 amino acids. The record is from RefSeq and is a predicted model, not a curated record. The transcript is spliced from 23 exons. Lineage: Eukaryota; Metazoa; Chordata; Actinopteri; Cichliformes; Cichlidae.